This is a messenger RNA of Verticillium alfalfae VaMs.102, 1050 nucleotides long. RefSeq lists its product with no specific name. The transcript is spliced from 2 exons. The record is from RefSeq and is a predicted model, not a curated record. Bases 1 to 1050 code for a protein of 349 amino acids. NCBI's taxonomy places the organism in Eukaryota, Fungi, Ascomycota, Sordariomycetes, Glomerellales, Plectosphaerellaceae.
AUGGACGUAGUCAAUAUUGAUGUACUGGUGGUAAAUGAUGUAGUAGAAGUGGUCGUCAAAGUGGUGGAAAUGACUACGGUAACGGAAGUUGAAGUCAGGCUAGUAGAUACCCUGGAAGAGGGCGUCUGUGUGAUGAAAUUUAAGCUUAUCGAUGUCGUCGUGGUGGACGUGACCUUGGUGCUUGCAGUUGGCGUGCUGGUCGUUUUGCUACUGAACAAGUUGCUCAUCGAGCGGGUGGUUGAGCUGCUUGUUGCCGGGGUUGAUGUCACAGUACUGCUUGCCAAGCGAGUUGCCGAACUGGUCGUAGAGCUCUCCGUGGAACUGGUCAAUACAAAACUACUUGCGCUUGGCGCUGAAACCACUAUGCUCGUGGAUGAAGUAUUUUCUCUGCUGAAUGAUGAACUGAAUGGUGGGCUGGUAUUUACAGGUGUCGUUGAACUCGCCGAAUCGAAGUUUUUCGUUGAAGGCACCUCAAUCGCUGAACUCGAGCUCGGAAGUGUACUCAACGAUGCCCUCAAUGUGCUGAUGGGCGAGGAGAGGAUAGUCGAGGUACCAGAAAGAGAGAUUGCAGCUGCCUCCGAAGAGAAGCUCGCAAUUUGGCUGCUGGACAAAAUUGAACUGAAUGUCGCAUCUUCUGAUGAGAGCGGCUCCACGGAAGAGCUCAGAACUAGAAUUGUUGAGGUACUGGGUUGGGUGAAGGAACCCAGACUUGUUGCGCUUGUUGUUAUCAGCCCAGUGACGGAUGUCGAGCUGCUUAUUACCGCUGAGGAUGCCUGCAUAAGCGAUGUCGAGAGCAGAGUGGAAUAUGCGCUAACAGAUGCCUGCUCAGAAGACAUGGAACUUGAGACGUCGGAUGUGACACUGGGAGAGCUUGAAAUAUCUAGAGCAGAUGUUGUCGACAGCAAAGAUAACUGUGCCUGCGAAGACGUGACUACUACGAGGGAAGACUUGUUCUCCAGUGUCGAAGACGACUGCAUGCUCGCAGAGGCUGUUGUGGAUGACACUGCGUCGGUAGUUAUAGAUACUUCGGUAGAAGACCUAUCGUACUGA